Molecule: messenger RNA, 669 nt
Organism: Anopheles coustani
Lineage: Eukaryota; Metazoa; Arthropoda; Insecta; Diptera; Culicidae
Product: probable basic-leucine zipper transcription factor Q
Exons: 5
Coding region: 1-669 (222 amino acids)
Source: RefSeq, a predicted model, not a curated record
AUGGCUGAUAUCAUGUAUUUCAAGCUAGACAGAUUCGGAAAAGCGCACAGGAAGGCGCUGCUUGGGGCCCCUGGAACCGUUAAUACGCCUCUGGUAGAGGAGACACUACAAAAGCAGGAACAGCAGCAACAAACACAACAGAACCAAAAGAGGCAACUGCCAACGCAGUCAUUGCUAAAACAGCAACUGCAACAGGAGAAACAAAAGCAAUUUCAGAAGCUUCAAAAGCAACUGCCAACGCAGCCAUUGCUAAAACAGCAACUGCAUCAGGAGAAACAAAAGCAAUUUCAGAAGCUAAAAAAGCAACUGCCAACGCAGCCAUUGCUAAAACAGCAACUGCAUCAGGAGAAACAGCAAGAACAACAGCUAGUGCAACAACAGCUAUUGCAACAACAGCUACUGCAACAACAGGUAUUGGAACAACAGCAACUAGUACAGGACUUGAUGAAAGAGGUUGAUAUAUAUAAAAACUAUAUUAAAAACCAGCACCUGCAGCUGGAAUUAAAAGACAAACAGCUAAAACAACAGCAGCAGCAACUAGUAGAGAAAGAUAAACUGCUGAAAGAGCAGCAGCAGCAACCACCGCUGUGCAGUUCUUGCGGGUAUAAAGUUCAGCAAAAACAGCGAAAUAUCCGGAACAUCUCGAUGAACGCGACCAGUUGGCUUUAA